AGAAGGAAGUGAGCUCAAAUUUAUAGAAAUCGAGGAAAAAUGUCCCCUUGUUUUAAGGGAGAGAAAGAGGGAAAGCGUAGCGAGAAGGGAAUCAAAUUUCUCGAAUUGAAUUUGUUUUGGGAGGAUGUAGUGCGAUCCUGUGGGGGGAGAGAGAGAGAAAGAGGGAUAGGGAUAGGGAUAGGGGUAGGGGUGAUCUUCAUCUUCUCCUUCUGCUUUCUCUCCAUUAUUGAUUGUAUCGGCACCCCUCAAUAAGCCAUUCGAUUCCUUCAUCGAAGUUGCGCAUGGAGACUGCAACGGCGAUGAAUGGGAUCCGGAAUCGGCAAUUGGCCCCAUCCUCCAUAGUCGACGCUCCGAAGAAACGGCUUUAUCAAGCUUGGUAUGGCCACAAUAAAUUCGUUUGUGGUGGGAGAUUGGUCUUUGGUCCUGAUGGGGCAUCAAUGAUUUUAUCUGCUUUUCUAAUAGGGACCCCUGCAGUUACGUUCUGUUUGAGAACGCUUUCGAGGACUCCAGAAGCUGAUCCAUUAUUUGGGCAGGUUGUGUCUAUUGUGGGGAUUGUGCUCACGAUUUUGGAUUUGAAUUUUCUAUUCUUAACAUCUUCAAGCAAUCCUGGAAUAAUCCCUAGGAACAAAAGCCCCCCUGAAUUUGAUGAGAUAUUAGAAGCUAGUGUAACAUCCAUGGAUUGGUAUAGCAGUACCACUUCUAUAAAAAUACCAAGGACAAAGGAUAUUAUGGUCAAUGGCUAUACAGUCAAAGUGAAGUUCUGUGACACCUGUUUGCUAUAUCGUCCACCACGUGCUUCUCAUUGUUCAAUUUGCAAUAACUGUGUUGAUAGAUUCGACCAUCACUGCCCGUGGGUUGGUCAAUGUAUUGGAGUUAGGAACUAUAGGUGCUUCCUGUUUUUCAUUACAACAGCGACAACCUUGUGCGUAUAUGUCUUCACAUUUUCGUUGAUGAAUCUCCUUCAUCUGCAAGGCAGUCUGUGCAGUAGGAUGUCAGAGGAUGUAGUGUCCGCCAUCUUAGUUGUUUAUUGCUUCUUUGCGGUCUGGUUUGUGGGUGGGCUAAGUGUUUUCCAUUUUUACCUUCUGUCUCAUAACCAGACUACUUAUGAAAGCUUCAGGUACCGAUAUGAUAAGAAGGAAAACCCAUUUAAUCGUGGUUUAAUUAACAACUGGAAAGAAAUCUUUUUAUCCAAGACCGCACCAUCACAGGUCAAUUUUCGAGAAUGGGUUGUUGGAGAAGAUGAAACGGUGAAGAGCUAUGCAAGCUAUAGAUAUGGUGGGAUCAGCUCCAAAAACAAGUUUGAUCUGGAAAUGGGAGUGGUACCCGAGAAUGAUAUUUUACCAAAUUUGGAUUACAAUGUAAUUGCUGACCGUUUGAAGAAGGAGAAGGACGGAGGCGUUGCUAAAGGUGAUAAGCCUAAGGAAGUCAAUUCCAGCUAGUAGUCAUCUGCAGCUCAUCGUACCUAAAGAGGUCAUAACAACAACGUUAGCACAUUCAGUGGUGGAGUGCAUUUGAUGGCCUGUAAGUGCAGGGGCAGAUUUUGCGAAAUGCGAGAACACUGGUGUUGCUUAAAACCUCUCCGUUUUGUUCAAACGAGGAUGACAUAUCCUUGUUAAGGGGAGGAAUUUGAGGGUGAAGAGCUGGACUAAAAGACACUUGGAAUCUUGCCUACUUGUCUUGGAUCUCAAUUUUCAAGAGUUGUAUUUUUUUUUUAAAUGAAACAAUGAUACACAAUAUUAUAUAUCUUUAUAAUUUUUCUACAGUGUGGAUGAAACUGAUAUGUGUUUUAGAAAAAGAAAAAGAAAAUUGUAUGUUUGGGGGUGUUGUACUUUGUUCUAUAUUUUUCCAAAGUAAGUUAGAGGGUACAUCUAUGAUGAAGCCUGGGGAGUUACAUUUUUGGAGAACCUUUAGAAUUCAGGUUUAAUUUUGUGAUAA
Messenger RNA from Ipomoea triloba (trilobed morning glory), 1935 nucleotides. RefSeq names its product probable protein S-acyltransferase 1. The record is from RefSeq and is a predicted model, not a curated record. The transcript has 7 exons. The coding region runs from base 282 to 1439 and encodes 385 amino acids. Gene Ontology annotation, biological process: peptidyl-L-cysteine S-palmitoylation; protein targeting to membrane. NCBI's taxonomy places the organism in Eukaryota, Viridiplantae, Streptophyta, Magnoliopsida, Solanales, Convolvulaceae. Gene Ontology annotation, cellular component: endoplasmic reticulum; Golgi apparatus. Gene Ontology annotation, molecular function: protein-cysteine S-palmitoyltransferase activity.